This is a messenger RNA of Penicillium manginii, 435 nucleotides long. RefSeq lists its product as uncharacterized. The record is from RefSeq and is a predicted model, not a curated record. The transcript is spliced from 2 exons. The coding region runs from base 1 to 435 and encodes 144 amino acids. NCBI's taxonomy places the organism in Eukaryota, Fungi, Ascomycota, Eurotiomycetes, Eurotiales, Aspergillaceae.
AUGUUUGAGCAAAGUGCCCAGUCAGGUGGCAGACGUACUUAUUAUGUUCAUUCUGUGGAUGUACACACCGUAUUACGGACAUUGGAAUUGAUCUAUCUCGGUGCAUACUCUUACCACCUGGAGAAGACAGAAAUUCCAGACUCGGAGAGACUGCUUAUCGAUGUUUCUGUAUAUCAUUUAUGCAAGGCUUGGCAGCUCCCAGUGGACUUCCAAAGCAUUGCUUUCUCGCGGUACAAAGAGGCGGUGUUUUCGCAAGGAUAUGAUCCCGGCCAGCUCCUGGACUCUUUGCAGCCCAUGCGGACGCCGCUUGUAGAUGGAAUAAGCCGAGAGGAUAUCUUUCCUGGAAAGUUGUUGAACGCAUUAUUAUCAAAGGGGGAGUUAGAGGAGGAUAGACUAGUUACAUUUGCUGUUUAUGAGGCUCGCCGAGCUAUUUGA